Molecule: messenger RNA, 1905 nt
Organism: Pelmatolapia mariae (spotted tilapia)
Lineage: Eukaryota; Metazoa; Chordata; Actinopteri; Cichliformes; Cichlidae
Gene: klhl40b
Product: kelch-like family member 40b
Exons: 6
Coding region: 7-1854 (615 amino acids)
Molecular function (GO): protein binding
Source: RefSeq, a predicted model, not a curated record
GGAACAAUGGCUCUGCCUAUAAACCCAGCGGACGAGCCCAGAUUGUACCAGCAGACUCUACUCCAGGAUGGCCUGUAUGACCUGCUGGAGAAUGAUAAGCUGGUCGACUGUGUGCUGAAGAUCAAAGACAAGGAGUUUCCCUGCCACCGGCUCGUUCUGUGCGCCUGCAGCUCAUACUUCCGCUCCAUCUUUCUUUCUGACCUGGACGAGAGCAAAAAGAGGGAAAUUAUCCUGGAGGAUGUGGAGCCAGGUGUCAUGGGGCUCAUCGUGAAGUAUCUGUACACCUCCAAGAUCAAUGUGACCGAGCAGAAUGUCCAGGAUAUCUUUGCUGUCGCUAAUAUGUACCAGAUCCCUUCAAUUUUCACUGUAUGUGUGUCUUUCUUACAAAAGCGCCUAAGCCUCAGCAACUGUCUGGCUAUCUUCAGGCUCGGCUUGAUGCUGGACUGUCCCAGAUUGGCCAUCUCUGCUCGAAACUAUGCCUGCGAGCGCUUUCAGCUCAUCUCCAGAGAUGAAGAAUUCCUCCAGCUGCUUCCCAGUGAGCUGGCAGCCAUUUUAUCAAAUGACAAUCUAAACGUAGAGACAGAAGAGGAGGUAUUUGAAGCUUUGAUGAACUGGGUGUCCCGGGACAAAGAGACCAGAGAGAAAGAGCUGCCGAAUUUGUUGGACUGCAUUCGUUUGCGUCUUGUCAGUGAGGACUAUCUGAGAGAAAAAGUGGAGAAACACAAACUUAUCUCCUCUAACCCCGAGUUGCAGCAGAAACUCCAGCUGGUUAAGGAUGCCCAUGCUGGGAAAAUGCCAGAAGUUAAAAAAAGAAAAAGCAAGGAGGAGGAGGAUGGUGGAGCAGGGAAUGAUGGAGAGAGUGAAGAUAAAGAUGAUGAAGAGGGCCUUCUCCCAAGCAUCCUGAAUGAUAAUCUUCGAUUUGGGAUGUUUGUCAGAGACUUGAUCCUGAUGGUUAAUGAUGCUGGCGCUGUGGCCUACGACCCAACGGGGAACUACUGCUUUCUAGCAUCACUUUCCACACAGAUUCCCAAAAACCACGCCAGCCUGGUGACCAAGGAGAACCAGAUCUUUGUGGCCGGAGGAUUAUUCUUUGAUGAACAGAACAAGGAGGAUCCACUGUGCUCAUACUUCCUGCAGUACGACCCGGUCAGUGCCGACUGGCUCGGCAUGCCUCCCCUUCCUUCUCCCCGUUUUCUGUUUGGAAUGGGCGAGGCUGAGAACUCCAUCUUUGUUUUGGGAGGAAAGGAGCUGAAGGAGCAGGAGCACAUGCUGGAUUCAGUCUUGGUAUACGACAGAGACUCCUUUAAAUGGGGCGAGUCAGAGCCGAUUCCAUACCCAGUUUACGGCCAUACAACAUUAUCUCAUAAUGACACUGUAUACGUGAUUGGAGGAAAGGGAGACAACAAGAGCUGUCUAAAGAAGAUGUGUGCCUACGACGCCAAGCGUUUUGAAUGGAAGGAGCUCGCGCCCAUGAAGCACGCACGCUCCUUAUGUGGAGCCACCGUUCAUGAAAACAAAAUAUACGUGGCAGGAGGCGUCACUGACAACGGCCUGACAGACACUAUGGAGGUGUAUGAUAUCGCUACCAACAAGUGGUCAGACUUUGUGCCGUUUCCUCAGGAACGUAGCUCCCUGAAUCUCGUGUCGUUGGCUGGUUCCCUCUACGCUGUUGGAGGUUUUACCAUGAUGCCUUUAGAGGACAGCGAAGAGGUUCUUCCUAAAGAGAUGAACGACAUCUGGAGGUAUAAUGAGAUGGAGAAGAAGUGGAAUGGGAUCCUCAGAGAGAUCAAGUACGCCUCAGGGGCUUCAGUUUUGGGGGUGCGACUGAAUACCCUGCGUCUCACCAAGAUGUAAAACUCCCUCCAGUCCCCGUUUAUGAACAUGAACCUGUUUAGUUCACAGUUG